Molecule: messenger RNA, 3979 nt
Organism: Paramacrobiotus metropolitanus
Lineage: Eukaryota; Metazoa; Tardigrada; Eutardigrada; Parachela; Macrobiotidae
Product: protein diaphanous-like
Exons: 13
Coding region: 321-3785 (1154 amino acids)
Biological process (GO): actin cytoskeleton organization; actin filament polymerization
Cellular component (GO): actin filament; cytoplasm
Molecular function (GO): small GTPase binding; actin binding; microtubule binding
Source: RefSeq, a predicted model, not a curated record
UAGCAUUUCUUAAGCGCACACAAAUAAGAUGUUUGGCAGUUUGGAGUGAUCUUUAUUUGGAAGGUUGUUUGCUGUUUGUGUAUCUUGAGGAAGUACGUUAAAUGGUACCAGCUACUUGUUGAUCGUCAUAAUUUUGAUAGUCUCCAUCUUUUGAAAUGAAUGCGACUAUAUUGUGGAUGAAUAGUUCUGGUGGACAGUUUACUGAUUUUGAUGUGAACUAACGAUGAAGGAUUCAGAUUAACGCUUCCGAGUCAGAUUGACUAUAAAUUCCAGCAGUUAUCUUUCUGGAUACAGUUUAUGGAAUCUAGUUCGUCCGAUUUAUGCCACCUGUUUAUAACGAAGGCAAUAUUGAAGAAAUGGCUGAUUACAAUAACGGAACGGGAACAAGAAAAGAAUCAAAAUCAGGCAUGUUAAAACGGAAUUUUACCAACAUUUUGACGGGCAAGGACCGCACUCGGGAACGGGCAGCGCGCAAGCCGACCAUGGGCGGCGAACAGCGCUCGGCGGAAGCGGCCAGCAUUGAAACGCUGGUCGAACAGCUCAGCACGACUCAAUUCAACGAACAGUUCGAAGUUAUGAUGGAGGAUAUGAAUUUGGACGAUAGCAAGAGAGUGCCUCUACUGAAAAUGGAUGAAAAACAAAGACGAAUGAUGCUGCAGAUGCAUCUCAUAAACAAAUCCGAUAAGUCCCAGAUAAUCGGGAACACGAAAUUCCACUCCCCGGAAGAUUUUCGGUCGUACCUGGAGCAAGUAGAUCUCACCUCGGAGAAAUGUUUGCGUUGCAUUGAGUCACUAAAAGUGUGCCUGAGUAACAAUCCAGUUAGUUGGAUUCGUGCAUUUGGACCAGACGGACUGGAAGCUUUAACCCGAGUGAUGGCCCACAAUUCCACAACAUUGGCUUUGCCCGAUACUAAAACUAGCGCAAAAAUUGAGAUCGAAUGUCUACGGUGUUUGAAAGCCAUUAUGAAUACUAAGUACGGGAUGAAGCUGGUUCUGGACAAGAAGGAAUUGUUUAUGCUGAUGGCACGCUGUGUCAAUGUCAGUAAUCAGCAGGUUAUGCUAGAGUCAGUGAAAUUAUUGGCGGCCACAUGCUUGCUACCUGAUGGUCAUAAUCGCGUUUUGCAAGGAUUUUCAGUCAGUAUGGAUGAAUCCAGCAAUAAUCGGUUUGAUGGGGUUGUACGUGGGAUAUAUGUGGCGAAUAAUGACCCUUUGCGUAUCGCCUGCAUGCAGCUGGUGAAUGCUCUCAUUAUCCAAGCGUCGGAAACAGAUUUUAAGAUUCAUUUGCGAAAUGAGUUUAUGCGUACGGGAUUGGGAGAUUUCCUGGAGACAUUGGAAGAACACGAAAACGAAGAACUGCAAGUGCAGUUGCGCUGUUUUCGAGAGCACCAGGAGGACGAUAUGGAAGAGAUACAAACCCGGUAUGCUAAUCUGCAGCUUUCAUACGAUGAUCCCGAUGAGUGCUAUGAACAUCUGAAGCAAUCGCUUGGGGAUACCAGUGCGGAGCCAUACUUUCUGUCUAUGCUGCAGCAUCUGAUGUUUAUCACUGACCAAGACGACAUUCGGACCUCCUACUAUCGCCUGAUCGAAGAAUGCAUAUCCCAGAUUGUGUUAACAAAAAAUGGCGUUGACCCUGAUUUUCGUCGCACAUCUUUGAAAAUUGACAUAGAGCCAUUAAUUGGGCAGAUUGCCGAACGUGUUCGCUCGGAAGACGGUGGAUCUGGGCGACAUGUUAAUAAGAAGCUGGACGAAGCUGUUACGGCCAAGCAGGAAGCUGAAGCCAAAAUUAUCCAACUGGAGAAUAAAAUUAAGGAGCUUGAAAAGGGGGGAGCGUCGGCUCCGCCUCCCCCUCCUGGCGCUCCACCUCCACCGGCACCACCUCCGCCACCGGGCGCGGGAGGUCCCAAGCCUCCGGGACCUCCUCCUCCGCCUCCUCCACCGGGUGGCCGUGUUGGUGGACCUCCUCCACCUCCGCCGCCAGGAGGCGGUCCUCCACCGCCACCUGGUGCACCUCUUCUUCCAGCUGGGCCUAUCCCCCUGCCAUUUGGUAUGAAGCAGAAGGCGCAGUACAAAGUCUCUGUGCCGCUACGGAAAACUAAUUGGAAUAAGAUAAUGCCACAGAAGCUGAAUGAGAAGUCGUUUUGGGUGAAGGUUAAUGAAGAUAAAUACGCAAAUGAUGAGCUUGUGCAGACUUUGACGCACGCUUUUGGCUCGAAAACGAAUGAAGCCGCUGAUGCCGGGGCGAACGAUAUUUAUGGUACAAUGGGCCGUAAAAAGCCGGCAAAGGAAUUGCGCGUGCUGGAUCAGAAAGGCGCUCAGAAUUUAGCGAUUAUUGUAUCCUCUGCCAAAAUGCCUAACGAUGAAUUGAAGAGAGUUAUUUUGGCAUGCGAUACGAACCGUUUGACUGAUGCACUGAUUCAGCAAAUGAUCAAAUACAUGCCCAGUCCGGAGCAAAUUAAAAGGUUGCAAGAAUUGCCACCAAAUGAAAAGGCAGACCUUGUGGACGCAGAAAAGUUUGCCUUGGAGAUUGGUGGGAUAGCAGGCAUUCUGCCACGUUUGAAUGCCAUGAGUUUUAAAGUCAGAUUUAACGAGAUCGUCCAAGAUAUUAAGCCGGAUAUUGUGGCUGUCGCAGCAGCAAGUGAAGAAACUAUGAAGAGCCACAAACUGGCGAAAAUUCUGGAAUUAAUUUUAUUGGUGGGAAAUAUCAUGAAUACGGGGUCAAGGAACGCUCAGUCCCUUGGGUUCGAAAUGGUUUAUCUCACCCAGUUAACUAAUACGAAAACCGUCGAUAACAAGAAAACUCUGCUCCAUGUCCUGAUAGAUUUGCUUGAGUCCAAAUAUCCAGACACUUUAUCCGUUGGUGAUGAACUUCUGCAUGUUGACAAAGCCGCUCGCGUAUCGAAAGAAAAUGUGACAAAAGCAUUAAAAGCGAUGGAGACUUCAUUAGUCCAGCUGGAACGUCAGUUACAAUCUGCAGCCACUCCGGACAAAGGCGAUAAAUUUGCGGAAGUCAUGGGACCUUUCGCCACAAAAGCUCGUGAACAGUAUGAACUACUUCAGAGCAUGUAUUCUCAGAUGGAAAAUGCCUACAACGAGUUAUCGACCUACUACUGUUUUGAUCCACUCAAAUUUCCUGUUGAUGAAUUUUUUGGGAAUAUCCAAAAAUUUUUGGCGGAUCUACGUAAAGCUUACGAUGAUAAUUUGCGAGCAAGAGAAGCCGAAGAAAAAGCACGUUUGGCACAAAUCGCUCACGAACGAGCGCUGCGAGAAAGAGAGAACAAAGCUAAAAGGCAUUUUGCUGCUGAAUUAUCUGGCGAGGAAGAGGAAGGUUUAAUGGAUAACCUGCUGGAAGCGCUAAAAACUGGUAGCGCAUUUAAGAGCGAGCGAACUCCAAAGAAGGCGCGACCGAAUCGCGGAAAUCGUCAAGCGCAACUCGUGCGGUCGCGGACACGCACGAAUAUCGUUUUGCCGCAGUCACUUUUAGCUGCUUCUGAAUCUCCAGACCCCGUGAACGGGUUACCAGUGCGCCCUUCCAGACGUAAGCGGCCUUCGCAGAAUGAAAACGAACCUUUCACUCCCCCGGCAGAAGACGGGCGGGGUGACCGGCCUGCGUUUCAUCCGCCACCGGUUAACGGUGUCGCUGUCUUUCCCAAAGAAACCAUGUCCCAGUCGGCCGGCAGAGGCGGCGUACCGGUCAACGACGAAGAGGAAGAAGACAUUUUUGCGGUACGGGACAUGUGGAGGCAGAAGCGUCGCAAUGUGGAAUUCCCUCACUCGGCUCAGAGAUAAUGCGAGUUUUGAAUAAGCCGUAGGGAUAAUUUAUAAAGGUUGUUUUGCGGUAUUGUUUUGAAAAAUGCGUUUUGAUUGUGAUAUUUCAAAGAAUGCCUUACUUUGUUGUCUAGCAUAUGGGGCGAGUUGCCUCCUGGGCUGUUUAUUUAAUUAUGCUUUUUUGAUCGACGGUAUGCAAAGAUUUUUGAGAAAGG